Molecule: messenger RNA, 1375 nt
Organism: Prunus persica (peach)
Lineage: Eukaryota; Viridiplantae; Streptophyta; Magnoliopsida; Rosales; Rosaceae
Product: zinc finger CCCH domain-containing protein 62
Exons: 9
Coding region: 173-1171 (332 amino acids)
Source: RefSeq, a predicted model, not a curated record
ACGGUAGCAUUUGAUCAAACUUCCCUGUUUAGGCUUCUGUGCUGCGUGGUUUUCAAAUUUCCCUUCUUUCAAAUCCCUCUCACCCUAAAAAGAUCCCACAUUUCCUAUCUAAAUAGAAGUAUAAAGCGACCUUCUUGGUGUUUAAGCGAUAAACCCAGAUUGAAACCCAUCAAUGGCUACCUCUGAACAAUCUAAAUAUCAUCAAUAUGAAGAUAAAGAUGGAGAUUUCUUGGAAAACGGAGAGUCCGACCCGGAAUAUGAUUCGGAUGAUUCGAUCAAGGACCCGAGUUAUAGCAGUACUCUUGAAGAAACCCAUGCCAACUUCGCAAAGCUCUCAAUCAAGCGUAAUUCAAAGACUCGUAUUGCCACAGAUAUCGAUCUUGGUAGUGAAGCGGACCUUGAUGGGCAGGAGGUGGUUUUACCUGAGCUGGACCAGAAAGAUGAGAAAAGCUUUGAAAUGGUCCAAAAGAUUAUUGAAGCUAGACAAAUUGAGAAAUUGAAAGUGGAGCAAUGUAAGCUGUACCUGAGGAAGAAUGGGUUGAGAUUGACUGGCAAUAAAGACACGCUCAUUCAGCGGAUUAAGGAGCAUUUAGAGAUUUUGAAUGGUGGAGGUGAGAAGAAGUAUCCAGCAUCUAGCUUUGUUUUGAAUUGUAAAGGGGAUGCAUGCACUAGCGAUGUUGUCAUGUUUGAACAAAAUGUUUAUGAAAUAUUUGACAUAGCUUCUAGGAGUGGAAGAGGCCCUCCAUGUGGCACAAGGAUUGUUGCAGGCCGAAUUGUUAAAGAAAGCUAUGGCGCUGCUAAACAGCAGCACACAUUUACAAUUGAGGUACUCUGGAGCAAGGGGAAGAAACCACUCCCUCCGCUUCAUCCCCUUCUAAUUAAGGGUCGGAACCUUUACAGGUUGAAAACUUUGAGACAGAGAUGGGAAGAUGAAGGGGAGAGGCAGAAAGUUUUGAUGGAAAAGCACUCAAGAGGAUCUCUUGCUAGGACUGCUAAAGAAGCACGGGUCCAAGAGAAGGACAUGAGAAAAAUGCUGAGAGAAAUAGGGUUUCAAGAAAGGAGGAACCGAAAAAGAACCAGUCUCAGUUUAACUCAACCUCGGUGCUUAAAACAUCAGUUCAACCUCAGCAAUCUGUUUCACUUGUUAACUCAGCAAACCUACAUCAACUAGUUGGUAUAUCAGUUCAUUCAGGAAAUACGAAAGUGUGUGCUCAGCAAUUGGGAUUGUUUACUGAUUUAUCAAGAGACCUUUCAUUAAAACCAGCAACUCAAAUUCACCAAUCAGGGUUUGUUGUCUAUUCACAAAAUCCAGCAACUCAACCUCCAGCUCCAAAGUCAGGCUUUUUUGUUGAUUCCGGAAAGGUGACAAUUCAAC